Messenger RNA from Microplitis demolitor, 737 nucleotides. RefSeq lists its product as uncharacterized. Lineage: Eukaryota; Metazoa; Arthropoda; Insecta; Hymenoptera; Braconidae. Bases 268 to 585 code for a protein of 105 amino acids. The record is from RefSeq and is a predicted model, not a curated record. The transcript has 3 exons.
UAAAGUAUAAGUAGAGAGAGUAAGUGAAACAAGGGAAAAGGUGAACAAGUUUGCGCCUAGCAUUAUUUGUGUUUCGCCCAAAACGUUUACAGAAAAAAAAGGGAGUUUACACAAUGUAUUUUGAUCAUUAAAAAAUAUUUAACAAGUAACAGAAAAGCGCGGGAAUUAAAUUAAAUUACAAAAACAUGAAUUUUUAAUUUUUGAUGGUGAAAAAGAUAAAAAUUGUAAACUACUUUAAAAACUUUUGAAGAUUACAAAAAUUAAAAUAUGAAAAAAUGGAUAAAUAUACUCAGAUUAAAAGUAUUUUCGAAUUUUUGGACGAGAGCAUUUGCCGCUGGAGACUUUAAAAUAGUCAAGAGCGGGGGGUCUUUGCGUUCGAGCCUGGGGCUUUUGUCAGUGGCUACGACGACGCGUGUGAAGAGAAACAUGUGGAAAUUGAGAAGAAGAGGACUAGGAAAAAUAGAGGUAAUGGAGAACAGAUGGAGAAGAGAAAUACAGAUUGAAAGGACAGCUGAGAUAAAAUUAAGCAGUGAUACUAAGAAAAAACUGACGCUGCUACAAGUGUAUUUUUUGAAUAAAUUUUGAAUUGACUAAUAAGUAAUUUAUAAUUAUUUGAAGUAAGCAAAAAGAAUUGAAUGGUUUUGAAAAAUUUUAUUUUGAAAUUAAUGAAUUUUUAAGUGAAUGUUAAAAAAUUUCAAGUGAUAUUUUUAAGUUUUAAUUUUAAAUUUAAAGAAUUG